AUGAGACUUCUCCGUCUAUCUGCCAUUGGCGUUACUAGUUUUGCCCUUGGUACACGUGCUAUGCCCCAGAACGUAAAGAGAGACGCGCAGUUCAAUUUCGGCUACCCUAUCGACGCCAAUGGCAAGGGAGGUCCCAUUCUCGGAGGCACAAAUAAUCAGAUCGACAAAACCAAUCUUGAUAACCUAGGUCAGCAGCCAACUGACAAUGGCGUGGUUCCGAAUCUGAAAUGGAGAUUCUCCGACUCGAAAACCCGUAUAUUGAACGGAGGCUGGGUCCGCGAACAGGUAAUCCAAGAUUUACCACAAAGCCAUGACAUUGCAGCUGCACAGCAGCAUCUUAGGAAAGGUGGCGUCAGGGAGCUUCAUUGGCACAAAGUAGCGGAAUGGGGGUUUGUUUAUUCGGGUUCUGUACUUGUGUCGGCCGUGGAUGAGAGCGGUAGAUAUCAAGCGGAGAAACUAAGCUAUGGCGAUAUAUGGUAUUUCCCAAAGGGAGUGCCACAUACGAUCCAGGGCCUUGACGACGAGAACGAGUACUUGCUCGCAUUUGACGAGGCAGACUUUGACAAAAUUAGCACGACAUUCAACAUUGUCGAUUGGCUGGCUCACACUCCGCGGAGCGUCUUGGCCAAAAACUUCGGUGUUGACCCCUCCAUUUUCGAGAAGUUGCCGUCCACCAACCCGUACAUCUUCAACGGCACCAUCGCCAGUCAGAAUGUUACCGGUGGCCCUAGUAGUUAUCUCUCUGGCAACAGCUCGUUCGUCUAUCGUACGCUGCAGCACCCGGCCGAGGUGGUCCCGGGGAACGGCGGCGAGUUUAGAAAGAUAGAUUCGGCAAAUUUUCCAGCGAGCAAGACGAUUGCGGCAACCUUCAUAAAUUUAAAGCCGGGAGGCCUACGAGAGCUUCAUUGGCACCCGAAUGCAGAGGAAUGGUUAUACUUCCACAAGGGCGAGGGUAGAGCCACUGUGUUUAUAGGAAGCGGUGCAGCCCGAACCUUUGAUUUUUCAGCUGGAGAUACGGCCGCUUUUCCUGAUAAUUCAGGGCAAGUCUUUGCUAACCCACACAUACGCGGACAGCACUACAUUGAAAACACUUCCGAGACUGAAGAACUGGUUUGGAUUGAGCUGUACAGGUCGGACAGGGUUGUGGAUGUCCCUCUCACUCAGUGGCUUGCCUUGACGCCGCAAGAGAUUGUAGCACAGACCCUUAAGGUUCCGAUUGAGUUUGUUCGGAAGUUGAAGAAAGAGAAGCAGAUCCUGGUCUAG
Messenger RNA from Colletotrichum truncatum, 1263 nucleotides. Its product is annotated as oxalate decarboxylase. Gene Ontology annotation, biological process: oxalate metabolic process. NCBI's taxonomy places the organism in Eukaryota, Fungi, Ascomycota, Sordariomycetes, Glomerellales, Glomerellaceae. The record is from RefSeq and is a predicted model, not a curated record.